Clupea harengus (Atlantic herring) is the source of this 2168-nucleotide messenger RNA. RefSeq lists its product as uncharacterized. NCBI's taxonomy places the organism in Eukaryota, Metazoa, Chordata, Actinopteri, Clupeiformes, Clupeidae. The record is from RefSeq and is a predicted model, not a curated record. Gene Ontology annotation, biological process: intrinsic apoptotic signaling pathway in response to DNA damage by p53 class mediator; cellular response to gamma radiation.
ACCCCCAAAACAAAUCUUAAAAAAAAUAAAAAAACGAGGACUGUGCCUUUAAAUAUAGAUUGUCUCCCAGGUAAAUUCAAACUGUUUCAUGAGUGUCGAGCUCCUACAGGCAGAAGGGGUUACUGAAGCAAUCUGCACUACAACUACCUCUACCCACAAAUUCCUCGAAUGUAACCCUUUGAAACCACAAUUCCCGGCGUGCAACUCUCAACUCUGACGCGUCCUCCAGUCAUCAACUAGCCGUGGGCUACUAACAACUAAAGCGGGUCUACAAGAGGCAAUCUCCCUGUGCGGACGAACAGGGAACAGAGCUGUCGAUAGCAUCAGUCCUAGUACUAGUUCUGCACCGGUUCAGUGAUUUAAUAGGACUUAUAUCACGCCGACUGCCACUGAAAAUACAAGGGAUCUUUGUGUGUUUUGGCGUCCUGGUGCUGUAACGUCAUCGCGUUUGCUUAGAGCUGUAUUCUUUUUGCGCGCUCGUCUAAAAAUAUACUGAGGAUUUCCGUGCGAUCAAACAACGGUAACGGGCAGGUUGUGGAAUUUGUCAAACUGGAGAAAACCUCAAAAUAUUGCAUUCGUGUAUUUUCUUAUUCCUGGUUAUUACCAAAUAUAGUCAGCGAGAUUUAUUGGUGCUCUGUCCUUGCUUUGCGCGUCCUAUAAUGGUCCGGGUGAAGGUUGCCAAAGUUUAUUAUUAAAUUAUGCUGAGUUGAUGCAAAGAAAAUCUAAUCGACCAAUCUUCCAAGUUGGUCCUUCUGUCAUCCGAUUCACAGUGUCCGCCUGUUGCGCUUUGUUGCCUCGCAAACUUUCUGUCGCUUCCUUAAAAUCUACUUUAUUUUGCCAAGGUGGCUAUUUUGUAGCGAAUGAUUCAGGUGCUGCAACUGUAAGUCAAUUUGUCAUCGUCUGCAAACAUAGGCCAUUGUUUGCAUUGGGACAUUUUAAUCGUUGCUUUUAUGUUUCAAUCACUAAUUUAUUAAGACGCAACACUUUAGAGCUAUUUUAAAAUAGAUAAAAUAUCGACAGGCCACGUUUCGAGGACACUUUUUCUUCGUUUCCUUAUUCUCACCAUUGGUGAAAUGGCUUCCCAGGGCAUUUUUUCAGCCCAUGCUGGCUCAAGUUCAGCUAAGUUUUUGAUUGUGCUACUGUAUGUAUCCGCCAUGGAGGUUGGAUGCAGUGAGCAGGCUUUGCCAUUUGGACAGACUUCGGCCUCGAUGAACCUCCAGUCACUGAUCAAGGAGACAGGAGAGGCAACGCGCCAGUACGUGGAGUCCAUUGUGGGCACCAAUGUUGUCGAAACAGGUUUGGAGAAUGCUGUUGUGUACCUUGAAUCUGUAUUUGGUCCAGAGAACAUCUAUACUGUGACCAUGUUCCUGGAGAUGUUGCUGCAGUUCUUGGCGGAGGGUGCAGCCAGCGGACUCAACGUCAUUGCUGUGUACGUCUCCGAGAUCCUCAGAGCCACUGGCGUGGACGACAAAUUUCCUUUCCCACAUUUUACUCCAGAGGGUGUGGCCUCUGUAGCGAAGUGGGCUCUCCUGGCCCUCAUUGGCUACUGGCUGCUAUCUGUGGUGCUGCGAUUGGCUCUGUUGGUGUUGAGGCGAGUGUUCUGGUUGUUGAAGGCCGUCGCUGUACUGUGGCUCUUUGGGCUGAUCGUUAGCGACACCAGUGCGACCACAGACGCCACAGUAAUGCGAUUGGCUGCUCUGGUGCUGGGCUACGCUGUGAUUGGCUUAGCUACGGGCGGCAAGGAGGUGGUUGGCGUAGAGACACGCCUUAACACACUGGAGGGGAAACUCAAAGCCAUAGAGAAGAAGAAGAUGGAUUGAAAGAGGAGACACCAUGAUGGCCUGCAAAGGAGAUUCAAUUGGUGGUGGUUAUGAGUGUGGGUCUAGGGACAAGGACUGUGUGUGUGCGUUUCUUUUAUCGUGUUAUGAUAAAGGAGCCCUUGGGGUGCUUUUAGCUGUGUGUGGUUUUCAUGUUUAAUUCCUCGGGUCAAGGGGAGUCACAAAUGGCGUGUCUUGUAAACAUGGAUUUUUGAUGAAAAUUAUACCCAGAGGCAAUGACCCUAAGUUGUCGGUUCUAAAUGUGUUAUUUCUAUGAACUGUAUACUGUUAGUCUAAGAUGAAUGCACAGUGUUUGUUACAGAUGAUUAAAUUUGUAAAAAUGAAUCUGAA